UACAAACGGAGGUGAGGGUGAAGGCGACGACGACGACAAUGACGCCUACUACAGAGGGAGGUGAAUUCGACGACGACGUUGCUGGGGUUCUCCGCACCUGGGGUCCGUCAAAGUCACCUGUUCCGUUCUUCCCUUCCGUCGAAGUCAAGACCCAACAAGUAUUGAAUCCUCUCUCUCACGGUAGACAGACUCUAUGGGUGGAAAAUCACCUACAAGCACCAAUUGUAAAGGCAAAGAAGCAACAAUCUAAGGAUGUCCAAAAUGAGUUCAACAUGAGGCUCACUCAGAUUGUUACCCAGUUCAAGGAACAAGGCUUAAAUAAUGAGCUCUACUACAAAAACAAAGAAAUGGGAGAGACAAACAACAUUGUACCUACAAGUGCCAUUACAUAUGAUUUACUAACUCUGGGUUCAUAUUUCAAUUGUAUUGUAUUAGAGGUUAAGGUCAUUGAAGGUCAUGGGACAACUAUUGACGUUUUACUAGUCAACGGAGUGCUUCAUGAAGGAGAUCAAAUUGUUGUUUAUGGCAUGAAAGGACCAAUUGUUGCUAGCAUUCGAGCAUUGUUAACACCCCAUCCCAUGAAAGAGCUCCGUGUCAAGGGAACAUAUCUACAUCACAAGGAAAUCAAGGCUGCACAGGGUAUAAAGAUCACAGCACAGCAUGCUAUUGCUGGUACUAGUCUAUAUGUGGUGGGCCCUAAUGAUGACUUGGAAGAUAUCAAGGAAACAACUAUGGAGGAUAUGAAGUCUGUCAUGAGCAGGGUCGACAAGAGUGAUGAAGGAGUUUGUGUGCAAGCAUCUACUCUUGGUUCCUUGGAAGCAUUGCUGGAGUUUCUUAAAACCCCAUAAGUAAAUAUUCCUGUUGGUGGUAUAAGCAUAAGCCCUGUACACAAGAAAGAUGUCAUGAAGGCCAGUGUGAUGCUAGAAAAGAAAAAGGAGUUUGCGAGAAUUUUAGCUUUUGACGUCAGAAGGUGGCCAUUAAGGUAAUAUUUAAUGUGAUGUUUGAUGCAUGUAUUAGUCAAGUUGAAUUUGUUGUCUGUUGUGUAGCAAGUAUGGAUUUCAUGCGUUGUCAACAUUAUCAAUUAAGUAAAAUAUCAGGUUUAUGGC
Molecule: messenger RNA, 1106 nt
Organism: Humulus lupulus (European hop)
Lineage: Eukaryota; Viridiplantae; Streptophyta; Magnoliopsida; Rosales; Cannabaceae
Product: eukaryotic translation initiation factor 5B-like
Exons: 7
Coding region: 39-848 (269 amino acids)
Molecular function (GO): translation initiation factor activity
Source: RefSeq, a predicted model, not a curated record